UUGAGUUGCGAAUUCCGAGUCUUGACCUCAAAGAGGUAUUCCUCUCGAAGCAGAGAACCAAUAAUAAUAAACAGGAUACGAAUAAUUUCCUUUUUGGUGAGGAAAACAAACACCUACCAUACCCUUCUUGUCUCGUUUUGUAUGUGUGUGAAGGUGAAUGUUCCUUUGGCUUCGGAAGAUUGUGUGUUUAGUUCAGCUUCAGGGAUAAAAAUAGAGUGGUGUUGUUUUUCCCGAGAGUUGAGAUUCAGAUUCAGUUUUAGUUUCAGCGACAUACAAAUAGAGUCCUUUUGGCGAUGAUCGGCGGCGCGGCGUGGCAGAUGAGAAAUUGAGGAUUUCACCAUCUCCAUUCUCCAAGUGUUUUCAUUAGAAGCGUGCUUGAGGGUUAUUUGGAUUUAAUUGCGUUCCUCGCGAACUCACAACAAACCCCAUUCCCUCCAUUAGUUAAGUGCAAACGGUUCACCCCUAUACCUUACCUACACCGUUUAUCGUCCUUGGUCGGCCUCGUCAGUCGAUUCGGUUGUCGUCUUUGUCGAGUCGUGCGUUCGUUAUCGUGUUGUCUAGUCCUGGGGGGGUAACUAUAGUUAAUAUAUCGUGAAACCUCUAGAGUUUGUUUGCACAAAUACAAAUACAAAUACACGUGCCGUGACUCAAAGGAGCACUUCUCGAAAAAGUCGUCCUCUUAAAUCCCGAUUGACGUUUGUAGGAUUCAUUCAUAUGCGGUUUUAGAGUGUCCUUGGAGUUUAAUAUUUGGUCCUUCAGACUUCAGAACAAGAGAUCGUCGGGUGUUUUAUUUUUUCGUUGUUCGCUUUGUGGAGAGUGGACUGACGACGACUGCAUUUAAUUUGGAGUCAUUAUUCUGUGAAUAUAAAUUUUGUGUGUUCAUUGUCGUGAGUCGUGGCCGGAGUGGGUUGUGGUGACUGGAGCUGGUUAGUUGGCUCUUUAUGAUGUCCCGUGGCUAAAAAUAAAAAAAAGUGCAAAUUUGAUUCUUCUUUUUCAGUACUAGUGCCAUCGGUGCUCUUUUCGAACUUCGAAGUGACGAAGUGGUUUUAAUGAAGUUUCUCUUUGUUCGUUUGCGGGCGAUGCGGUGUGAAUGAAUAUUAAUUGUUUCGAGUUGACAGGUGGUGGUGGUGUAUCUGCGGCAUCACAGAGAGAACUUCGUAGUUUGCCUUCGUAUUCGCACAUCAAAACUUAAAUACUAUAUACACUAUAGUCAGUUUGUAUACAAUAAACAAAAAGGGAUAAUUGUUUGCAGACAUUUAAGUUGGAUUCUCAGAAAAGCUGUACCUAGAUAUUACUGAACCAAAUGCGGUGAGGAUGAUUUUGUGGACGUAUACAAUUUGAAGGAUGAUUAAAUAAGGAUCAGUGACUAUCAAAACUCAUGAACUGACGCAUUCAUUAUUAUUAUAUCAAAGGGAAAAUACAAACAAAAAUGCUAACCAUCCAUGAACAUCGACAUCAAUCGACGACAACGUGACUUCAAGGCUCUGCUCCAGUUGCCUGUCUUCGUCCUUUUUGGUUUUCGUUUUAGUUAAAUCGACAAAUUCACGGUCUAUCGCAGUUGCUUCAAAAUCAAGGUAUCCAGUAUACUGUGUUACCUGCUGUCUGAAGGCUGCUGACUGUCAUCAAGGAGUUUUGAACACACACCGCCUGCCCUUCGCUCACUGAACUGCACCUUAGUCACUUUCUCUCUCAGAAUUCGAAUCCUUUGAAAUUUUGUCCCACAAAAUGUCCAUUGUUCAUCCAAAAAGUCAAUGGCAAUGGCUGCUGCUCUUGUUGCUGUCAUUUGUUCUUGUCCAAGCAUUCGAAACGCCAAGAGAGACACAAUGCGAACAUGACAGCAUUCCAGAUUUAAUUAAGUCAAGUCCGGUGAUCCUGAAAGCGCUCGGUGCACGAAUAUUCACCGAUUACGAAAGCUAUCCUUUCCAGGAUGAUAUUGAAAUCACCGAAGAGCUCAUAUUGAAGGCUCAGCAACAAAGGGAUGUGCCGUCAUCCUCGUCCUCGUCUGCUUCCUCGUCAUCGUCGAUGACAGCAGCUUCGGUGCUAGCAGCGGCAGCAGCUAGCAGAAGGAGUACUUCUGCCAGUGAAAGGAUCGAUGAUGGCGGUGGCGGUAGAAGUAGUAAUUGGAGGGCGAACAGUGGCGGCAAUCAUCUGGACGAUGAUAACGAAGAUGACGAUGUGUCCUUAUCGGAGGACUCUGUGCUGACAGGAACAACUUUCGACGGCAGUCAAUGGGCUACGGUUGGAGGUGGAAACAGUGAGUUGACAUCGACACUAAUCACAUUAACGCCCGUGACUAUAUACAAGGGAGCGUCAGCAUUGAAAAUCACCCAACAACCCGAUGGAAUGAGCGGCGCUGGAAAAUCGUCUUAUCAAUAUGAAGAACAAUUAAAUGCUACCCUAGAGCCAUUGGCGUGCUUCGACAGCAAUAUUCUCAAGCUGCUGCCAACCGAAAUAAUAGCAUUCGGAAAAUUGGUCAGUGACCAAAGGCCGGAUGUUUUACGAAUCAGCAUUAAUGGCCUACACCGAUGGAGUCCGCAAUUCGAGAAUCGCAUUUGGAAAUAUCUGGGUUGGGAUGAUUGGAGCGAUUUUACUCUUUGCAGCGUUCAAUGCGGCAAAGGUGUCCAACAACGAUUUCGACGAUGUCUGCUCGACAAUCCAAUGAUAAACAUCAACAUGAACAGCAAUAUGAAUGGCAAUGAGAUGCAGCAGAGACAACAGCAGGAGGAUAUGUUGGAUGUCAGUAGAAAGAGCAACAGCAGCAGUAGUAGCAGAAGUAGUAAUAGUAGUCCGACGUCAGAUGUGUCCAAUCAACAGAAACAACAUCAUAACCAUCAUCAUCGUCAAUUGCUGUUUCUCCAUUCAAGAGGAAGUAGCAACAGCAUCAGCGGCAGCAGUGUCAGUAGUAGCAGGAGUGGCAUCAGCAGUAGUAGUGGUAGCAAUAGUAAUGGUAGAAGUAGAAAUCAUUCGACCGGUUCGGAUAAGGACACCACUAGCAGCAGUUACAUCACAAAUGGAAUAAAAUCAACCAUCACAGGACGAAGAGGCAUUGCAUCAGGAGAUGCAGUAGGUAGUGGAGUAGCAGGAGGUGCAACAGCAACAGCAGCAGCAACUGACAGUAUUUCCUUAAAUAAAUUGAAGAAACGUAGGAAACGGAAGAAAGCCAAAAGCCUGUCAACAAUGUCCUGCGAAGGAUAUAACAUCGAACAGAGAAAUUGCAAUACAUUCGAGUGUACUGACGACAUAAGUGACUUAUUAAAAUUUUAUAAAAAGUUCCUGCCACUUGAAGAAUUACCAACUACUUUAGUGCCGCAACAGUCUGAAUCAUCGAUGGUGCAGCAACAACAACAACAACAACAAAUGCCAACAGUAUCAGAACUGGCAUCAGUAGGAGUUGGAGCGACUUUACCAUCAUCAUCUUCGUCAUCGUCAUUAUCGUUCUCCCUCUCGGCGGGUUCAAGUGUUCCUGCAGCGGCAUCGUCGUCAUCGUCGUCGGCAGCGUCAACAGCUUCUACAACACUUCUCCCAAACACCGGAUACAUAAGAAGCUGGAAAAAUUCGCUGAAUUUCACGCUAAUGAUCACAUUGAGAUUGAAGAAUGAUACAAAAUCCACAUCGACAGUAUUCUCCAUACGUAACAGCAGCCAUAACCUUUAUGUGGAAACCUCAGUCGACGGCCUAAGGCUAUUCCAGGAGCGAGAUAACACCACCGAAAUGUUACCUGUAAAAUUCCAAUUGUACGACAACCGCUGGCAUCAGGUUUCAAUCAGUUUUCAAAAUGGAGAUUUUAUAUCUAUUUAUGUUGAUUGCACAUGGACAAACAGUUUUGUUGUUUCAAAACGAUUGUUUUCGCUGCCAAACGAUGCUGAUGUUGAAAUUGGACGUGGAUUCAGCGGUGAACUUCAACAACUGCUUGUAUUGCCCGAUAACCAAGAACGCCAUCAAUGUUCGAAUGUUCGAACUUCAAUCAAUGAAGUAAAACGCUACAUUAUCGAUACAUUUAUUGAUGAUUAUGGAAACUAAAAAUAGAAUAUAUAAAUAAAACCAAAAACAAAUAUAGUUAAUAAAUUUAAAUUUUAUAGGCAAAAAGAAAAUAAUAUGAAAGAAAUAUAAGAUUGUAAGAAAAACAAGAUGCGUGCGCUAAAAUCAUAGGGGUUCCAAAAAUAAAAACAAACAAAAUCCUAUUUUAAAAAAGUUUUAAGGAUACAAAUAAAAUCAAAAUCAAGCAAAAUAAGACAGAAACAAUAAAUUCAAAAACAAAACUAUUAAGUCUUCAAAACAAAUACAAAUAUUUGAAGUUAAAAAAACCUAAAUCAAAUACUUGACAGAAUAAAAAUUAAAACCUACAUAUAACGUUAAACAAACAAAAACUAUUAUAGAAAAUAUCUAUUUAUAAAACAAAAAUAGUAAAAUGUUACAUAAGUUUUUGACAAUACGUUCUCUAUAAGUUGAAAUUUUGUGUUUUAAAAAUAAAUCUCUUAAAAAUAAAAUUCAAUGAAAUUUUCUUUUUUCAAGUUUAAAAUAUAAAACGAAUAAGAUUAAAUAAAAAGAAAUUGUAUAUUUUAGACACAUAUUCGGGCAGAAAUCAUAAAAAAUUCAUAUAAACAAAUGAUAAUGCAAAUAAAACCUAUACUAAUAAUAAAAUAUAGAGCAGAAUUCAUACUCGUUGUAAUUGUAUAAUUAAUUAAAAUUUAAAUAUAAAAAAAAAAAAAAAUUUAUUGAUAAAAAUAAUACAACAAAAAACAAAUCUUUUGCUCAAUAACAACAAAAAUCAAACAAAUUAAAUAUAAAAUUCCAACUGAACGAAAUAAAAAGUUUUCUAAUUUAUCCUGCAGCAAGAAGCUUUGGGACCGUGACGGAGCUGAUUGAAACGAGCAACAACAACAACUUCAAAAAAAAUUUAAAAAUCCUUUCAUUCUCAACUACACAAGAGGAUUCUUUUUAACUCUCAGUUUUUUUAUUUUCCUGAUCACAAAUUAAAAAAAGA
Messenger RNA from Eupeodes corollae, 4984 nucleotides. RefSeq names its product serine-rich adhesin for platelets. The transcript has 8 exons. The record is from RefSeq and is a predicted model, not a curated record. The coding region runs from base 1726 to 4020 and encodes 764 amino acids. Lineage: Eukaryota; Metazoa; Arthropoda; Insecta; Diptera; Syrphidae.